AUGAAGGCGCAGGCGGCCAGUUUGCCCUUUACGCCCAUCUAUGCAGCCAUGGCGUCCAUUGUCAACACCAAACUACCCCAGGUGGGAGACUUGCUGUUGUCUAGAUUGAUCACACAGUUCCGCAAAGCGUUUAAGCGAAAUGAUAAAGCCGUCUGCAUUUCCUCCACGACAUUCAUUGCGCACCUGUGCAACAACCAAGUCGCCCACGAAAUGCUUGCAGCUCAAAUCCUCCUACUCCUUCUGCACAAGCCAACGGAUGACAGUGUCGAGAUUGCUGUAGGACUCACUCGCGAAGUUGGUCAACACCUGGAGGAAAUGAACCCUCCGAUCGCCCUCGCGGUAUUCGACCAGUUCCGCAAUAUCCUCCACGAGGCCGACAUCGACAAGCGUAUCCAAUAUAUGAUUGAGGUGCUUUUCCAAGUGCGCAAGGAUCGAUACAAGGACAACCCGUCCAUGAAGGAGGAACUUGAUCUGGUGGAAGAAGAGGAUCAAAUCACCCACCGCCUGGGUUUGGAUGACGAUUUCGAGACCCAAGACACCCUCAAUAUCUUCAAAUUCGACCCCGAGUGGGAAGAACACGAGGAGGCCUACAAGAAAUUGAAGAGCGAGAUUCUGGGUGAAGAUAGCGAUGAGGAUGGAGAUGAUGACGAUGAUGACGAAGACGAGAGCUCGGAGGAUGAAUCAGACGCGGAGGAACAGAAAAUGGACAUCAAGGACCAGACCAACACAAACCUAGUCAACUUACGACGAACGAUCUACCUGACUAUCAUGUCGAGUAUAGAUUUCGAAGAAUGCUGCCACAAAUUGAUGAAGAUCAACCUUCCUGCAGGCCUGGAGCCGGAAUUACCGUCGAUGAUCAUCGAGUGUUGCUCCCAGGAACGAACAUACUCCAAGUUCUACGGGCUUAUCGGUGAACGAUUCGCCAAGAUCAAUCGCCUCUGGUCCGAUCUCUUUGAGGCUGCAUUUGCCAACUACUAUGACACUAUCCAUCGCUACGAAACAAACCGCCUGCGCAAUAUCGCGCGUUUCUUCGGACACAUGAUCAGCAACGACGCCAUCGGCUGGCACGUUCUAUCCGUAAUUCACAUGAACGAGGAGGAAACUACCUCGAGCAGUCGUAUCUUCAUCAAGAUUCUGUUCCAGGACUUAGGAGAACAUCUCGGCUUGCCCGGCUUGCAGGCCCGUUUCAGAGACGAAAUCCUUCGUCCCAACUUCGAAGGCCUCUUCCCGACAGAGAACCCUCGCCAAACCAGAUUCUCGAUCAACUAUUUCACCAGCAUUGGCAUGGGUGUCUUGACAGAGGACAUGCGCGAGCAUCUCAAGAAUCUCCCCCGACCCACGGUGCCAGCCUUGCCAGCAGCCCGUGCCUCCCGUUCCCCAUCGGCCCGGUCAUAUUCGUCCUACAGCCGCUCUUCUCGCUCCCGAUCCCGAUCCCGCUCCCGCUCCUAUUCCUACUCUCGCUCUCCUUCUAGAGAUCGCGGCCGUUCUUACACCCGGUCCGUCACUCCUUCUUCGCGAGGCCGCAGCUACACUCCAUCUCGCUCGCGCUCGCGCUCAGGAACUCCUCCUCGCCGUGCCAGACGUGCUUCAGACAGUCGAUCGCCAGCCGAUGGCUCCCAAUCCCGAUCCCGUUCACGCACUCCCGCUAAACGGUCCCGAGGCCGUUCCUACGAUUCACGUACCCCCAGUCGCAGCCGGUCGCGAUCGGCCAUCCCACCCCGUCGUGGACAGGCUUCUGGUCCCCGACGGACUCGCAGCUAUUCGAGAUCUAUGUCUCGCUCUGUGACACCUCCCCGCCGGGGACGUACCACAAAGGAUUCUCGCUCACCUUCUCCUCCUCCACGCCGGAGACGUAACUCGUCUUCUGUCUCCGGCAGUCCUCCCAGACGCCGGGAUGAUUCGCGAGGUAGAAGCGCAUCACGAACGCCGCCUCGUCGUUGA
This is a messenger RNA of Penicillium cosmopolitanum, 1941 nucleotides long. RefSeq lists its product as uncharacterized. The transcript has a single exon. The record is from RefSeq and is a predicted model, not a curated record. Gene Ontology annotation, molecular function: protein binding; RNA binding. The coding region runs from base 1 to 1941 and encodes 646 amino acids. Gene Ontology annotation, biological process: mRNA splicing, via spliceosome. Gene Ontology annotation, cellular component: catalytic step 2 spliceosome. NCBI's taxonomy places the organism in Eukaryota, Fungi, Ascomycota, Eurotiomycetes, Eurotiales, Aspergillaceae.